AUGCGUCUCUUUGGUCUUGCAGCAGCAGCUGCACCCAUUGGCCUGACAGCUGCAGGCGUCAUUCAGGCCCGAACCUCUGAGGAGACCUGCUCCAAUCUGAUUUCCACCGGCGAGGUCUUGCACUUGUCUCUUAACAUUGUGGAAUACCCUAUUGUUGUCGAUGUUCAGCUCGAGCAAAACACUGUUGUUACUGUUGACAAGACUAUUCUGAUUGCAUGCACCAACGCUCCUACUCGUCUGCACACCACGGUGCAUGCCAUCUCUACCGAGACUGUCACCAGGACUAUUUCCACUGCUACCGUCACCGCAACCGGUGAGGUUGUUUCCAGUGCUACUGAUACUGCUACUGCUGGCAAUGACAGGGGUCGCACUGUUACAACCAAGCUUGGCACCAACACCGCCGGCUCCAACCCUGAGCAGACUGCUACCGAUUCUACCGGAAGCAUUGCCCCAGUGGCCGGUGGCAAUGCUGUGGGUUCUGGCAUUAACACCAAUCUUUACACUGCCUCCACGUCCAACACUGCUGUUCACACGGUGACUUCGACCGCUUACCACCGCGGAAGUAGCAUGGUCAAGACCUACACCACCACUAUUGCCUCUGCUAUCCCUACUGCCACACUUGCCACCGGCGUGUAUACCGACUGGACAAAAUUCAAGGCUAAUGGUGUUAACCUUGGAGGCUGGCUAGAGCAAGAAAAGGUCUUCGACCAGUACUGGUGGGACCAGUACGCCCCCGAUGCGGAUGAUGAAUGGACCUUCUGCGAGACUUUGGGUGACCAGUGCGGUCCCGUUCUGGAGCAGCGUUAUGCUUCUUACAUCACCACCGACGAUAUUGACAAGGUUGCCGCGGUUGGUGUCAACACCCUGCGCAUUCCCACCACUUACGCUGCUUGGAUCCAGUUCCCUGGAUCAGCUUUGUACCACGGCAACCAGAAGGAGUAUUUGAAGAAGAUUGCCACAUAUGCUAUCGAGAAGUACAACAUGCGUAUCGUCGUUGGUCUGCACUCUCUUCCUGGUGGCGUGAACUCUCUCGAUAUCGGAGAGAAGGCUGGCAACGACGGCUGGUUCCAGAACUACACCAACCUGGCUUGGUCUUACAAAGCAGUCGACCAGGUCCUGGACUUCUUCGCUUCCGACAACCCGUCGGCCUUCGCAUCUCCUAACACCCUGACCACUAAUGGCACCAACUGGAUUCUCAAGUAUACCAGUGGUGUCUUGGCUCGCGUCGCCCGCGUUGAUAAGCGCAUCCCCGUCAUGCUGCAGGAUUGCUUCCUCGGCGAAGAGCACUGCGGCACCAACCUGGUCAUCGACACCCACGUGUACUAUUUCGCUGCCUCGGGUGUCUAUUCGCAGUGGGCUAACGGCGCCAUCUGUGGUCAGGCCUCCGUUGUUGGCGGUGAUGGCAAAUUCCCUGUUUACAUCGGUGAAUGGGCCUUGCAGACUCUCUACAGCAACACUUUCAGGAACCGCAAGAACCUCUUUAACACUCAGCGUUAUGCUUGGAGCUACUUCGCCCAGGGCGGCUCGUUCUGGAACAUCAAGCACAACAGUAGCGCCGCUGUUGAUGGACAGGGUACACAGCGUGAUUACUGGUCUUACGAGCGUCUUAUUGAUGCUGGUGUCAUCAACCAGCCAGUUUCAAACGCCACCUACUGCUAA
Molecule: messenger RNA, 1659 nt
Organism: Penicillium maclennaniae
Lineage: Eukaryota; Fungi; Ascomycota; Eurotiomycetes; Eurotiales; Aspergillaceae
Exons: 5
Coding region: 1-1659 (552 amino acids)
Biological process (GO): glucan catabolic process
Cellular component (GO): cell surface; extracellular region
Molecular function (GO): glucan exo-1,3-beta-glucosidase activity
Source: RefSeq, a predicted model, not a curated record